AUGUUUAAAUGGACAUGCCUUUUGGCAGUUUUAGCUGCUGUUGCGGCUAAGCCUCAAUAUACUCUUUCUGGUACCCCCCUCGGUUCGCUCGGCGGAUUCGGUUCCGUUUCGACUUUACCUCCUCUGGGUGUUUCUCGACUUGGUGGCUCUUCGCUUUCUUCAUUUCCACUUGGUGGUCAACUUAGUGGACUUCAACCUCUCUCCGGUGGAGUAAAAGUUGUUGGAAUUGAAAGAAUUUCCGACUCCGGUCUCGGAUUUUCAGGAUCUUCCCUUUCUGGAGUUCCUGGAUCCAGUGUUUCCGGAUUCGGAGGCUCUGUUCUUUCCGGUGGUAGCUCUGUUCUCUCCGGCGGAGGCUCUGUUCUCUCCGGUGGAAGCGGACCUUUAGGUGUUAAGCUUUUGAGCGUUCAAAGAAUCCCCGACAGCGCUUUGGGACUCUCUGGUGGCAGCCUUUCCGGAUCCGGACUUUCUGGUGCCAGCUUGAGCGGUGCCGGACUUUCGGGUGCUAGCUUGAGCGGUGCCGGACUUUCCGGAGCCAGUUUGAGCGGCAGCGGACUUUCCGGAGCCAGUUUGAGCGGUGGAUUAUCUGGAGCUGAUCUUGCCAGCGCCGGACUCUCUGGUGCUAACUUGCAACAAUUGGCCGGCUUGGGAGGCACUGUAACCAAAAUCGAACGAAUCUCUAGCUCUGGAGUUUCUAGCGGUGAUGUUUCCAACCAAUUGCCACUUUCGACUCUUCAACAAAUUUUGAAAAAAACUGAAACUACACAAGUAAGCGGCCAACAAUUGAGCGGACCCACUGUACAAGUCGGUGCUCCUCGUGUUACGCAAGUAACAAGAUUGGAUGGUCAAUCUUCAACCACGACUAGCCCGCUUGCUCCAGUCUCGGUCACCACUCAAAGAGUUUCAGAAGGAACUUUUGGCAGCACUUCGACUACUUCUCAACCAACCACUUUCUCGACACAAUCUGGUAGCUUUGGAGGACAAGCUUCUGGUUUCGGAUUGAAAACCACUCAAAGCGGUUCUGGAGCUUCUUUAAGUGGCCAAAAAGCAGUUGGCGCUCAAGGAGGAUUCGGAUCUGGAGGUAACAGUUUCUCAGUCACCACCACCAGAACUUCCACAUCUUUCGGAAACCAAGGAUUGACUGGUUCCCAAGGAUUGACUGGUUCCCAAGGAUUCCAAGCCGGAGCUCAAGGAGCCCAAGGAUUUGGAGCAAAUGCCAACCGCCUUGCAGUUACCACUAGCAAAACAUCUACCUUCAAAAGUCAAGAACUCGCUGGAUCUGGACUCGGAACUGGAUUUGGAGCCGGAACUGGACUUGGAGCCGGAUCUGGACUUGGAGCCGGAUCUGGACUUGGAGCUGGAUCUGGAUUCGGAGCCGGAGCUCAAGGAGCCCAAGGAUUUGGAGCAAAUGCCAACCGCCUUGCAGUUACCACUAGCAAAACAUCUACCUUCAAAAGUCAAGAACUCACUGGAUCUGGACUCGGAACUGGAUUUGGAGCCGGAGCCGGAACUGGACUUGGAGCCGGAUCUGGACUUGGAGCUGGAUCUGGAUUCGGAGCCGGAGCUCAAGGAAGUAGAACCGGUACCACUUCUGGUUUUGGAACCACCACUGUAUUCGGAAAAGCCGUUAAAAAAUUCCCAUUGGGUACCAGCGGUGGAUCCAUCACCACAACUGAAUCUGCUUACGUCACAAAACAAGGAUUCGGACAAAACACAGCUGGAGCAUUGGGACAAGGAGGAUUGGGAGGAUUAGGAGGACUCGGAGGACUCGGAGGUUCAGCCGGCUCACUUCAAAGCUCUAAAACUCAACAAAGCGAAUUCGUCAGAGGACAAUCGACCACCAGCAACUUCGGAGCUCAAGGAGCAUCCCUUGGAGCCCAAGGCGCCUUGGGAGGAGUCGGAGGAGUGAAAAAAACUUUCACUCGCGUUCAAGAAUCUUACAGCACCAGCGGACAAUCCCAAGGUCUCGGAGCUCAAGUUCCCGCUCUUCAAUCUGGAACCGGUUCUCUCCAAAACACAAGAACUCAACAAAGCGAAUUUGUCAGAGGACAAUCCACCACCAGUAACUUCGGAGCUCAAGGAGCUACUCUCGGAGUUCCAGGUGCUUUGGGAGGAGUCGGAGGAUUGGAAAAAACUUUCACUCGCGUCCAAGAAUCUUACAGCACCAGCGGACAAUCCCAAGGUCUCGGAGCUCAAGUUCCCGCUCUUCAAUCUGGAACCGGUUCUCUCCAAAACACAAGAACUCAACAAAGCGAAUUCGUCAGAGGACAAUCCACCACUAGCAACUUCGGAGCUCAAGGAGCAACUCUCGGAGGUGCUCUUCCAGGUGCCUUAGGAGGAGCCGGAGGUGUACAAAAAACUGUCUCCAGAGUUCAAGAAUCAUUCAGCACGACAGGUCAACCUCUCGGUGUCACCUUCCCAUUCCAACAAGGUGUUACAACUCCAUCAUCUGUUUCUUCAUCCAACAGCGCUUUCUCGAAAAGCCAAGAAAGUAGUUCCUUAUUAAAUGUUCAAGGAUCAGGACUUUUGGGAGCUGACGGAGUUAGAGUUACCGGAGGUGUAACCAACCCAGUAGUCUCCCAAAAGCAAGUAACGACAACUUACACUUCUGAAGCCACUCCUUUCGGCGGAUUGACCGGAUUAGGAGGAGCUACAAACAGUGGAAGAGUAACAAACUUCAAAAAAACCACCACUCAAUUCGGUAGUACUUUGGGCUCUGGUUUGCAAGGAGGAAGCGGAUUAUACCAAUCUGGAUCCGAAGGCAAUUACUCCAUUCUUAAACAACUUCAAGACUUGCAAGCGAACGGUUAUCAAUACACAUUUGAAACCGAAAACGGUAUCCAAGCUCAAGAAAGCGGAGAAAUAAAACCUGAAGUUAUGGAAUUGGGAACCGUAACUGGAUCCUACUCUUACACUGCUCCAGACGGACAAAAAAUCACCGUAAAUUACGUUGCCGAUGAAAACGGUUUCCGUGCUGUUGGGGAUCACAUUCCAAAAACUCCAGAACACUGUUUAAGUAGUAGAAUAACAAAAAGAAAAAAAAAAGGAUAA
Messenger RNA from Pediculus humanus corporis (human body louse), 3048 nucleotides. RefSeq lists its product as uncharacterized. Gene Ontology annotation, molecular function: structural constituent of chitin-based larval cuticle. NCBI's taxonomy places the organism in Eukaryota, Metazoa, Arthropoda, Insecta, Psocodea, Pediculidae. The transcript has 7 exons. Gene Ontology annotation, cellular component: chitin-based extracellular matrix. Bases 1 to 3048 code for a protein of 1015 amino acids. The record is from RefSeq and is a predicted model, not a curated record.